CUCGCUCGGCAGCCGGCACUACAAAAGCAAAUCCUCUCUCUCCAUUGUUGCUCAUCCUUUUCUCCGACUCCGAGUCUCUUAAACCCUUUUGACAUCAUCAUCUUCAUUACAACAAAAACAACAACAACAACCAUCUCGUUCUCAUUUUCAAAACCCUUCAAAAAUCUUUCUCACAUACUCUCCAAAGACUAAGAAGUUUAGGCUUUAAGAAUGUGUGGCGGUGCUAUACUUGCUAAUCUCAUUCCUCCUCGCAAACCAGGCCGUGUCGGCGGUGUCGCUCCCUCUGAUCUCUGGCUCAAUGUUAAGUUCAACCCCUUCGAGUCAAAUCUGAGCCGACUCGGCCAUGCUGACCCAGCCCCUCUUAAACGACCACAGCCCGCUUCAGGUGAUGUGUACAAAGAAGCUGCUGCCGAGAAGCCAGGAAAGAGGCAAAGGAAGAAUCUGUACAGAGGGAUUCGGCAGCGCCCGUGGGGCAAAUGGGCCGCAGAGAUACGCGACCCGAGGAAAGGGGUUCGCGUCUGGCUCGGCACUUUCAACACCGCUGAGGAAGCGGCCAGAGCCUACGACCGAGAGGCCCGCAAAAUCCGUGGAAAGAAAGCCAAAGUCAAUUUCCCCAACGAAGACGACCACGAGGACAGCUACUGCUUCACCUCCACCCAAAGUCGCCGUAAUCCGCCCAGCACCAGCUUUCCUCAUCAUCAACCCCAUCAUGCCGCUGAUUUGAACAAUAGCUUUUCAGAACGUUCGGGUUUGGGAUUUGGUUACGAUCUGAACCAGAUUGGAGGAUAUGGGUCUGAUGGGUUUGAGCCAGUUGGGGCAGUGAACGCUAACGACCUAAUCAUUGAUGAGAUUUCUGGGUCUGGGUCAGAGGAGGGCCAUUCAUCGACUGGGUUGCUUUGCGCGAAUGGUCAGGAGGUGAAGGCCAAAGAGGAAGAGAAAGCGAUUGAGGAAGAGAACGAGGUGCAGAAGCUCUCUGAGGAGCUGAUGGCGUACGAGAACUUCAUGAAGUUCUAUCAGAUUCCGUGCUACGAUGGCCAGUCGCCAGCGCCACCGCCCAACGCUGCUCAGGAAAAUAUGGUGGCUGAUCUCUGGAGCUUCGAUGACGAGGAGGUCGCUCUUGGCUCUGUGACCUCUUCGGCUAUGUAACGGUGUCGUUUGACUCGUUUGUUAUCAAAUUUUUGGGUCUUGUUUGGUUGGGUGGAAAUGUGGAAUAAUGUAAAAUUUAUUUGGGGAAUUAGAUGGUCUUGUUCAUUAGUUCUUGCUUCGUAAGAUUACACCUGAUGUUGAUAGAAAGCAAGAGAAUGUCUUUAAUUUCUCUAAUUUCCCAAAUUAAAUUGUUUAAAUUUGAUAUUUGUUUAGUUUGAUUAUUCCUUAAUUAAUGUUCUCUGACCAUUGCAUGUU
Corylus avellana is the source of this 1401-nucleotide messenger RNA. RefSeq lists its product as uncharacterized. Gene Ontology annotation, biological process: ethylene-activated signaling pathway; regulation of DNA-templated transcription. NCBI's taxonomy places the organism in Eukaryota, Viridiplantae, Streptophyta, Magnoliopsida, Fagales, Betulaceae. The record is from RefSeq and is a predicted model, not a curated record. Gene Ontology annotation, molecular function: DNA binding; DNA-binding transcription factor activity.